This is a messenger RNA of Tachysurus vachellii, 4167 nucleotides long. RefSeq names its product crystallin, gamma MX (gene crygmx). The transcript has 2 exons. The record is from RefSeq and is a predicted model, not a curated record. NCBI's taxonomy places the organism in Eukaryota, Metazoa, Chordata, Actinopteri, Siluriformes, Bagridae. Gene Ontology annotation, molecular function: structural constituent of eye lens. Gene Ontology annotation, biological process: lens development in camera-type eye; visual perception. Bases 3491 to 3889 code for a protein of 132 amino acids.
GUCAAAAAGGCUUCAGUUUUCCCACUGAAUCUUUUAAAGAUGGUCGUCUCUGAUCAAACAAAAAAAUAUUGUCAGAUUUUCAUAAAUAAAUAUAACAUGGUUUAUGAUAUACAGAGUAAUUGACUGGAAAUCCAGGUCAAUUCACAGGAAGAAUGAACUAUACUCUAAAAAGACAUUUUCAUAGUAUUUCAUUAUUAUUUCUGCAUACAUGUAGUAUGCAGAAUAGUAUGUGACCCAUGUAAUUGUGAUUCUGAGAAUGUAAAUAUCUGCUGCUAUUCUUAUUGCCUCCUGAACAGAGGUGGGUAGAGUAUCCAAAAUCUGUACUCAAGUAAAAGUACAAGUACUAAUGGAAAUAUUUACUCAAGUAAGAGUAAAAGUAACAAUCUUAAUAGUUACUUGAGUAAGAGUAAAAAAAGUAUCCGAUGAAAAAACUACUCAAGUAGUUAGUUACUAGUUACUUCUCAUCUGAUUGAUAUGAAGCAAAAACCCUGAUUUUCAAACUACUUGGAGAGCUUUCACACACCUCUCCAUAUAUAAUAUAUGAUUAAUGGUUUAAUGAUGUAAAUGAAUGAUGUGCUGGGCUAACCUGCUCUUCCUUUUAAGAUUAAUAUACUUUAUUCUUACAUUUGGUACAUUUUAUAAGUACAUGAAUUCUUUAGGUAGGGAUAAAACUAAAUAUAAUCCCGUUUUUAUUUUGUAUAUGUUCUACACUUUAGUGGUAAAAAAAAAAAAAAAAAAAAAAAACUUUGAAAAAAAUCAGUGCUAACAUCCUUGUGAGAUUUCACCAAGUAAUAAGUUUUUGUUAAUACUAAAUUCAUUGAUUGUGCUCACUCUACAUAAUUCAGUCAAGUAAUUAGAAACUAAUUAAUUUUUUUUUCAAGUUUUAAUUAAGCAAUGGCAUCAUAUUUUGUUGACAAACUAUACAAAAUAUUGUUUCUUAAAUCUGACUGACCACAAAUUCCCUUUUUUUCAGUGUAGACAAAGGUACAAACUGCAAAAUGUCUACAAUUCUGGUGUACUAUAGUAUAUAAUCUAGUAUUAUUGGUGUUCUUCAGUCCAACUUUUAAGGAACUACAAUUUUUGUCACCUAGUGAAUCCAGACCUUGUGUGUGUGAUGACACAUGAUGUAUGUCUGAAAUGUAUCCCAAAUCAGACAAAACAGAUUUGGAUAGCCAGGAUGACUCAAAUAUUACACGCAGAAGCUUGACAUUAAGGUUUCAUAAUGAAACAUGAUGAAAAUCAAAUGUUCAAAAUAUAACUACCAUAUCAGUCCCAUGACAGGCCAAAAUAUUCAGGAAGUUUUUAAAGAGUGCUCUCACUCACACUUAAAUUUAGGUCAGAUGGGGUUAUUGGAUGUCCCAAAAAAGCCCACUUUCAUGGGUCAUCAGUACAUCCUGGGCUAUGGGGAGUCUCCUGAUUUUCACCAUUGAAUGGACUUCAACAAUUGCAUCAGAUCUUGUCAGAUGUUCCUCCCAGUAAGUCAAUCAAAAUGAUGGUUUUUGUGCCCUACUUUAGAACAUCUUAGCAAAUCAAUGUCAAUCAAUUAAUGCUUUGAAGCAAUUUAUAGAUGCAGCAUGAAAAGUGAAUGAGGGUCCACCAGGAGAUUCAGUCAUAUAAAACAGAAUGGAAGACAUGCCCCAAGGACUACCCACCUGAUUAUAAUUCUAUUAAUCUCCCCAGUCUGGGGGAAUAGCAUAAAAAUCACUGGAAUGUCAGUGAAGAUGCUUAAACAUAACUAAAUGGAAAUGUCAAAAAUCACAGUUCCAUACAGUUCUUAAAUGGCUUCUCAAGGCUUAAAUAGCAAGCAUUUAGAGCAUUCCUUGUUGUUUCAGCAUCUAUACAACAGUACAGAGGAAAUACAGUAUAAGAAUAUACAGCAGACCUAAUUUGGCCAAGACUUAUGAUCAAGUUAACAGACACCUGCAUCAACAUCUCAAUGAUAUCCACUUUGUGUACAUCGCGGGGGCUUACAGAGGAACUCGGUACGUCCUGUGGACUGCAGAGCACAGAUUGAGUAUGCAACAUUCGUGGCUGGCUCAAGCCCAUUAUCAGAAAAGGCUUCGUGUAGCGGCUACACGAAGCCUUUUCUGAUAAUGGGCUUGAGCUAAUACACUAUAGCCCAACCUUGUGGGAUUAACACAUCAUUAAAGGCUGGCUUUAACAACAUCAUCAGGAUGAUUUUUCCCUAAAACAGGUAACUAAAACUCAACACUAUACACUGUAUAUAAAAGCAAACUCAGGAAAAUGAAAACUCCUAUUUAGGAUAUUUCAAUAUAUGUACAAGCUGAAAUAUGUCCAAAUUAUGACCAAACCCAGCUCAUGUCUGAAACUCACUAUUAACUAAAAUCAGACUCUGCAACCCUAUUGUCACCUCAAAAGGGCAGUGGUUCUGUUUUUGCAUGAGAUAAAAGAGCUUUGACAAAGUCAUUGAAUGCAGACAAACCACUGGACCCGUCAUGGUAUGCAGGCUACAGAAUGCAAUCUGCUGACAUGGCACAACAGAAAGAGAUUCACACAAAUCCAUGUCCCAUGGCCAGUCUAUAAAGAGGCGCUGACCUGUAAAUGGGCCUCAUCUGAUCUGAACAGACUCACUAUGGGCAAGGUAAGCAUGCAUCUGUAUGACACGGUGCAGAGUAAGGAAUAGAAUGAUGUUUGGGAUAAGAAUAGAGAGAUAUUAAAAAAAAGGGAAAUAAAUUCAGACUGAAAAGGCACAAGCUGUGCAAAUUAGGUCGCAGCUGAGAUCACGUUAAUACCUGCUUUAGUAAAUGCAUACUGUACCAUAGAUAGAUUGUUGAAUACUAUUUUAUCAUGUAUGUGCAUUAAGUUUUAGUUAUCUUACUAUAUCACAUAUUAAUUAAACAUAUAUUCUGAGCAAAGAAACUCACUACUACUUUUUAACAUAGCUUUAACAUUUUUAUCAAAAGUAACAUGUCCUAUGGAUGUCAUCCAGGUUGUAUUCCCUCCUCAAAUGAAAAUAUACUUUUGUUUUGUUUUUUUCCUCAUGUUUCUAUUUUCUGCACUACUAAACAGAAGACUAAUGCUACACGUCACAUUAAUUAAUAUCAAUCAAUAGAAAAGAUGAAUUUCAUAAUCAGGAGCAGAAUAAUGCACGUACAGUUUUUAUAUAUGGUACCUGAAUACAAUAACGAUAUUCAGAUAUAGAGUGUAGUUCUCUAGAUAUCUGCUAUCUCUUUAAUCAACAGCAUUAAAUUAUGCAUGUCUGUGAAGAGAAAGUACAACAGGUUAUCCCUAACAGCAGAAUGUAACGCUAGGAAAUGUGAAUCGACAGUCAGUUAUGUUUUGUUUCUUUGCUUCAGCAUGAAAUCCUAACUAUGUGAAGUUCAAACAGAAAAAUCAAAUAUAUUUUCAGAUUAUCUUCUUCGAGGAAAAGAAUUUCCAAGGCCGUCACUAUGAGUGUAGUGGUGACAGUGCUGAGUUGCAGUCCUUCCUCACCCGCUGUAACUCCAUCCGUGUCGAGAGCGGCUGCUGGAUGGCUUAUGAGAAAUCAAACUUCUCUGGCUAUCAGUACAUGCUGCACAAGGGAGAAUAUCCUGAUUACCAUCACUGGGCAGGCUUUAAUGAUCGCAUCCAUUCCUGCCGCAUGGUGCCUUCUCACCAAGGAGACUACAAGGUCAAGAUCUUUGAGCGCUCUGAUUUUGGAGGCCAGGCCAAGGAACUGAUGGAUGAUUGCCCAGAUUUGCGCACAUGUUUCCAUAGUGGUGAAAUCCUCUCUGCCAACGUCAUGGAAGGUUACUGGAUCUUUCACGAGCACCCCAACUACAGUGGGCGCCAGUACUUCCUGCACCCUGGGGAGUACAGGAGGUUUAGCGAGUGGGGCAGUGUCAGUCCCGUUACAGGCUCCUUGAAACGGAUCACUGAGAUCAACUAAAAAGAUUUUCUGUCUAAAAUAGCAAACUAAUCAUGCCUGGUUGUCAAGUGCUUCCAGUGUGAUCUGAUCGUCUCGGUUGACUAUAGCUUGAAUGUGGAAUCAAUAUGUAACACAAAUUCAUGUUUUUUUUUUUGGCCUCUGUUUGAGCUUUACAUUAGCUAAAACAAACGUUUGCAUCUUUUGUGUGUUGACAACUUGUACGCUUACCUAGCACCUGAACCUAUAUUGCUAAAAGUGACAGUAAAUUGAAAUUAAAUUACUUUUAUACCUUCAAUUUA